This is a messenger RNA of Drosophila busckii, 764 nucleotides long. RefSeq names its product protein ARV 2 (gene Arv1). Bases 54 to 764 code for a protein of 236 amino acids. Gene Ontology annotation, cellular component: cortical endoplasmic reticulum; Golgi apparatus. The record is from RefSeq and is a predicted model, not a curated record. Gene Ontology annotation, biological process: intracellular sterol transport; regulation of plasma membrane sterol distribution; sterol metabolic process. The transcript is spliced from 4 exons. NCBI's taxonomy places the organism in Eukaryota, Metazoa, Arthropoda, Insecta, Diptera, Drosophilidae.
UGAAAUAAACAAAUCUCUAUAAACUGCAUUAUUUAAAAUAAUGUUUAAUUGGAAUGGAACCCAAAAAAUAUGUUUGCGUCAAUUGUGGACAUCCAGUGCGAGACCUGAUCAAAAAAUUUAGCAAUACUGAAAAGCCCACAAACUGUGACAAAUGCCAUCAAGUAACUGAUAAGUAUAUAGAAAUGGAAGAGUUUAUUAUUAUAAUAGAUGCACUCCUUCUGGACUCUUGUGCAUUUCGCCAUAUGAUAUACAAUGGAAACUUUAAGUUAUAUUGGAAAAUUACGCUGGUCGUCCUGCUUCUUGAGUCAUUUGCGUUGUGCCGGCAAAAUAGAGCAGAUGGUUCAAAUAUGGCCUUAUAUGAAAGAGGCUUUUAUAUGUCUACAUUGCAAAACAUAGGAGAGUACCUAUUCAUAGCAUUGUUACUGUUUGUGAUAACUAUAAUGCUUGGAAUAAGAAAGUUAAAUCAAGGAAUUGCAAAUUCAAUCACUACAACUAUUCUUAAAGUUGUGGCCAUUUCUAACUUUUCCAAGUUCUUCCUGUUACCCAUUUUGGUAUGGCGCAGCAACACGACUGAAUUUGGCCAAAGCCUGCAUUACAUGCUAGUAACGGGCCAUCAUCUUUGUUCACUUGUAACAGCAUAUAAUGCUAUCAAUGUUACAAAACAAUUUCGGGAGCUUACAGUGAUAUUGAUCAUUUGCGCAUUUGCUGUGAAAGAGUAUAUUAGGUAUAUAGCUGCAUUUCAAAUGGAAUCGUUUUUGUCUUAG